Aegilops tauschii subsp. strangulata is the source of this 728-nucleotide messenger RNA. RefSeq lists its product as uncharacterized. The record is from RefSeq and is a predicted model, not a curated record. NCBI's taxonomy places the organism in Eukaryota, Viridiplantae, Streptophyta, Magnoliopsida, Poales, Poaceae.
AGAUCAUUGGAGGCCCCAUUCCAUUCGGUUUAUCAUACAACUGCUCCUACUAGCCCCCUCCGCUCCGGCCCCAGCUUGCUUCUCUUAUCCACCUCAUUCUCCCCGUCCCCUGUGCCGGGCAAGUGUCAAAAGGCGAGGAGGCGGCAGGCGCCGGCGUUCGGGGAGUGGAACUACUGCCACGGCUACGACGAGCCGCCGGCCGAGCGCUACGCCAAGGAGCCGGAGGACUGCAGCGACGUGUGGUUCAAGUACUCGCCGCCUCCGCGCAAGCCGGCGCCCAAGAAGACGAGGAGCGACGUGGCUCGGGAGAAGCAGGGGAGGCGCGCGGGGGCGUUGGAAGGCGGCGGCCUGGCGCGCGCCACGUCCAGAGCCGCCUCCGCGUCCAGGGUGGUGCGGCCGGUCGACGAGGACCUGUACCAGGUGCCUCCGCCGGAGCUCGCCUCCCGCCAUUACCGACCAAGACGGAAGAGGAGCCUGUGGAUAGAAUGCCUGGGCCUCAACUCGUGCGUCGCCUGAACGCCUGUGGAUGGGAUGCUGCAUGCUCCUUCUCAACUAGAAGUAGAUUGAUUGAUCGGCCGGUCGGAUGCUUGUGUUUUGUUUCGUGAUCUCUUGGGCUAUUUAUUUCCACCGCAAAGUUUGUAUCCCAAGAUUAGUAGCAGGUCUGGUCUCGUUCCUAGGCUGGGCUGGGUCGAUGUGUUGUGAGUAUAGAUUCUGGGGCUUUUUGUUUA